Molecule: messenger RNA, 4279 nt
Organism: Drosophila subpulchrella
Lineage: Eukaryota; Metazoa; Arthropoda; Insecta; Diptera; Drosophilidae
Exons: 6
Coding region: 69-4178 (1369 amino acids)
Source: RefSeq, a predicted model, not a curated record
UCUGCUGUCGAUAUUUGUUUGGUUUUUAUUCCGCACGUGCGUUUAAAUUCCACCUGAAAGAGGCGAUCAUGGACACAGGCGAAGAGCUCAAGUCCUGGCUGGCUGAUAAGAGCAAACCGUAUCCGGCACGUGUUGAGUUCGCCCUGAAGGUCUGGCAAUCCGUGGAGUUUCCCUAUCCCAACAAGUACGAGAUCAUCACCGAAUGGCUGGCAAUAUCCCUGGGCAAGAGCAAGGAAGCGCUCCCCACCCAGCAGCUGAGAGACUUCCUAAAGCUAAGGGCGCAACCCGGUUGGGUCUCCUCCAAAAUCAAAGACCAGCUGAUCAGGACGCUGUUUGAAAAGGUCUCGCGGGCUGAGAAUGUCAACGAGUCGGCGCUGGAACUCCUGCCCUUGGCCCUCAACUGUGAGCUGCUCCAGGAUGCCCUGAGAUCGAGCGGCGAGGCUCUAGCCCAAUGCUUUGGCACCCUGUUCAAGUCCCACCAAACAUGCGUGGAGCUCCGCAAGGAUAACAAGGAUGGGAAUCAGGCACAGGAGCACUGGGAUGCAGAGUUCGUAGUCCCUGUGAUCAAGCAGCUGGCCGAGAUUGCCCGCCGCUAUCAGAGUCCCGAAGAGCUGUUAGAGAAGUACGAUUCGAAGACAGUCCGUCCGCUUGUGGAGCUGCUGCUCAGUCUGAAAUCCCCGUGCUUGGAGGAGCUGGUCGAACUGGAAAAGCAACUUAAAGCUCCGUUUAACGCCGAACGUAUUCAGAAACAGCCGCUUCAUGUCAGCCUGGUGCUCUUAGAGGCCGCUAUCCUCAACAACCGCCACAAAACAAAUGAACUGGGAAUGAUCGUGGAUGUGGUCUUUAGCGCAAGCAAGGAGUCUGAGUCAUCGCUUCCCUUGGCCACCUAUUUGUUGAUGUCACUGCGAAAGCACGAUAUACCCUUGCCCAAAUUUGAUUUCAUUACCGCCAGGCUGCUCGAUCUGGUGCGCCAGUACAGAAAGUCAAAUCUGAAGGACAUUUUGACCCUCCUAUGCUCUGCCUUGCGCUUGAAUCCUCUUCUGCUGGAGCAGAGUGUCUAUCAGAUCACCGUUUGGCUGCUUACGAUCACCAAGGAGACUGCCGAGGAGGAGGAGCUGUACUCGGAGUAUCUGAUCCUGCUGUUGGACAUGUUCCGUCGCCUCAGUCGUGCAGAACGCUUCAUCAUGAAUCUGCUAAAAGCCCUCAAGGAGUGGCUGGGAAAGUAUCCUCUGGAGAUUACCCAUAAGGAAGCCAAAAAGCGGCGACUUCAGGACUCUGAAACUUCAGUUGAGGACAAGGAAAAGCAGACGGAGAAGCACUUCCUUAGCCUCAUUUUCACUAGAGCCCCCUCAACAGCAGCACCCUCAGCUAAUGAUGCCUUCAAGCAGCUCUCCCAAACCUGGCCAAGUCAUUCCGCCGGCGUGGCCUUCACUCGCCUGGUAAGCAACCUGAUGACUAAGCCGUCGCUGGUGAUUUGGAAGACCCUGUUGCAUUCCUUCGUGGAGCUGCUGGAGGAAGAUCAGCCACAAGGUGUGCGGCCGGAAAAUCUGGACUUUGCCCGUGAGCUACAUGCUGCGUUGCUUUGUCAGUACCUAAGUGGCACUCGGCUGGCGGAGCAGGUGCAUUUACAUCAGGUUCAAGUGGAGCAGCAGCUACAGCAUACUUCCCAGGUGCUGGAGCAGUUUGGACGGCUCUUGCUGAGUCAGGAGCACAAUCGCCGGCUGAUGAAUGCCUUUCUGGAGUGCACGGAGCGGGCAAGUAGUUUUGAGUUGCUCCUCACGCACUACUGGCCGGAUGGUUUCCCCGCCAGCCAAAGGUCAUUGCAGCUGAGGGGUUUCCUGCCGACCGCCGAGUGGACACUGAUCCAACAGAGAGUGCACAACUUCGGCAAGAGCUCCUGCCGCCAGCGAUUGCAACGCUUGGCGCUGCAGCUGGCGGAGAGUGGCUGGUUGUUGCACGAUCAACGGGGAGCCAAUUGCUCCGAUGCCCUGGCCGAGUUGGUCACACCCCAGCAAUUAUUCCGGCUGUCCAGGCCACAGAAACAGCUUCGCUUGCAAACAAAGAUGGAUCAGGACUUGGACUCCCAUCUGGAGGAUUCGGAGUGCGUGGAACUGAUCACUCUGCAGCUGCUAAAGGAAUACGGAGCAGCGGCCAAGGAACUCAAGGCCAAGGGCUCGUUGAUGGUAAAACUGAAGCUGGAGGAGACGGUGGAGGAGGCCUCCUUGAUAGCUUUCGUAAGGGAGAACACCGCGGUUGAUAAGGAGCUGCAGUUGCCCUCGGCACAGGAGCUCGUAGAGUCACUGCAGCGCUUGCCGCUGGCUCAGUUGGCCACCAACAUUCGCUCGCGCCUCUGGCUGGUGAUCUUUGUUUUAUACAGGGAUCUCAGUCGUAGUCAGCAAAAGGAGCAGUCCAAUCAGGUCCUAGAACUGCUUAUAGAUCUUAUGCACUUUGGUCAUCCGCUGCCCAUCUGCAGUUACUUUCCGCAGCUAAGCGAGCUACUCCACCUAAUCCCCACCAGCUCGACAACGGGUUGGAGCUUCUACGAGACACUUUUCGCCCGCUGCAUACGACGUCAAGGUGCCGGCAGUGAGACAUUCCUCGCCAGCUGCACGGAGUACCUUAGGGAGCAACUGGUUGCCGGCAAGUUGCAACCAGAGCAGUGUCGUCUCUUGCUGCUGGCCAUCGAAACGCUUUCCAGUAUGACUGGCGUCCAGGGCAGGCGGAUGCAGCGCCAACUGCAGCCUCUUAUCGAGAUCUACGGCGCGAUGGUUUCCCACAAGUUCCGCUCCAAGAAGAAGGAGGCCUCCGCGUACAAGGAGUUCGUGGAUAGCACUCUGUCGGGCUAUGCCACCUACGUGAGCAGCUGCAUCAAUCGCUUGGCCAGGCAGGAGCGGGAAAAGGAACAGCAGGAGAAGGAGCAGAAUAAGCAAGUGGAACCGGAGGAGGAGGAGCAGCAGGAACCAGACAAGAAGAAGAAAAAGAAGGAUAAAAAUAAGGCAAAGGCUGAAGCGGAGAAUAAGGAAAGUGAAAAAGAGCUGCAACCCAUCGAUGAGAACUUCCGACGCAUUUGCAAGAUCUAUAUUGGUCACUCGCUCAACUAUCGCAAUGCCCAUGCCAUUCGCCUGCUGAACGUGGCCCUCACCCAUCGUCAGCGCUUGCAUUUGGAUCCGGACGAGAUCGAGUUCGUGUUGAGCAGCUAUUGGCGGCAAUUGAAUGCGGAUAUUGAGGCGGGUGACUUCUCCACCAGUUCGGCAUUGGAUUGCCUGGAGCCCGCCAUCAAGCUGAUCAUUGGCUACAAGACCAACGAGGAUUUCCUGCUACUCCUGCGACGCCUCUCCACGCAAGUGGAGCAGAUGCAGCGCCCCGAGACGCCUGCCCAGCACACAGCGCUCCAGAAUGUACUCACCCUGCUGGCCCUCUUUGCCAAGUGCUCACUGAGCACUGUCAAGGGAGCGAUGCUCAACGAGCACUUCGAGUUGAUCAGCGUUAGUGCGGCACUGCGUCUGCCGGAACCCAAGGACUCUGCCUACCGAGGUCAUGCCCUCCGCCUGCUGGAGGCUCAGCGCAAUCUGGCCGGGAAUCGCAUGAUUCCCCUCACAGGAGAAACUCUGGAUUGCCUGCUCGGCAGCAUGCUGGAUGUGAACAUCAAGCACUUGAUCAGCCAAGGCGGCAGUUGGCAGGACUUUGUGGACCUAUACGGUGCCCUCACGGACAACCUGGUGGUGCUGUUGAAGCAGCACAGCAACCUGAUGUCCGACCGGGCUGCCCAGCUAAGUGCCCUUUGUCAGGAUCUCGUGCAGGCCAUCGUUGGCUAUCGGGCGGAGCGAAAGCAGGCGCAGGACUUAAGCGAAACGGAGCUGGAUGGUCUGGCGGAUCUGGGCCUGAAGUUGGCCACUGUGAUGGCCACGGUGGCCACCACACAGGCGCUGGCCGUGAAGCGAGUGGCGCCCUUCCUGCUCAUCUUUACCAUCCGCCAGAUGGUGGCCACUGAAAGACCCACCACGCUGUUCGAAAAGGUCAAGGUUCACAUAGUGCGCGUGUGCCACGAGCUGAUCGGGAUCUGCGAUCACCGCGCCGGACACUUCAUCUUGCGCUCCAGCAGCGAGGCGGGCGCCAGGAUGUACGAGAGUUUGGUGAAGGAGCACGAGAAGUACCACAAGUUCAGGGGCAAGGUGUAGAAUACCGGAAGGAAUACCGAAUACUACCAAGCUGUUCAUUUUUUUGUAUUUGUGAAAAAAUUUGCAUCUUCGAAAAAAAUUAUAUAAAAACUAAAGACCUA